AGAGAUUGCUCUGAUAGCGAUGCAAACAGUGCUCUCUCAAAAAAGGAUAUACAGUUUGUUUAUUUUCAUGCAUUUUUACAAAUAAAAAAGUAUGCUUUGUGUUUGUGUAUUUGACAGAGAGAGAAAGGGGGGUUUGGUUUAAAAGUUAAGCUAAGUUAGCACAUGUUUAAGGGAGAGAGAGAGAGAGGAAUUUGCUCGUCGUGGUGAAGAAGCAGACGGCGCUAAAUAUGGUUGUGGAGAUGCGAGCCGCUUCUGCCAUUGGAGAUAGAAAAGGAACUUUCUCUGUGCUCUUCCUUUUCCUUCUCUUCAUUCUCAUCCUCUUCAUCCUCUAAUUAAUUCAACCAUAUCUACUUUUUCCAACUUUGUCGAUGAUUUCCUUUCUUUUUCAAGCAUCAAUUUUACUUAUUUGAAGCAAAGACCGAAUCUUUCUGGGAUUUCUUGAUGUGGGCGUGUGCGUUUUUCUGAGCUCUUUCUUCAUUUUUGGGCCUUAUUGUGUUGUGUUACAUGAGAUUUCAUAAAUCUGAGUUUGUUGAGCUUUUUGUUGUAUGAAAAAUUCAAUCUUGGAGUGUGGUGUUGAUGAUUCUGGGAUUGGUUGAAGUCAUUUCUAACCUAGAAUUUGUUUUUUUUUAGUAUGUAAUGUUUAUAUAUAUGAUUAGGACACACACAUUUCUUGCUGGAGAGUAGUUUCCUAAAUCUCACCAAGUUUUAUCCAAAGAUUGAUGCUUGAUUUCUGGUGCUAAUCGUUUGGAUUUUUCUGAAUUUUUGGAAGUCAAAGAAAACUAAAAAGAAGAUAGAAAACACCACUAUUUUUAUUGUGGGGUUGAUAGUUUAAAGUUAUAUUCGAUCAAGUUUCUCUUAAGAUUAUUAGAAGGAAGAGUAGGGAAAUUAUUGGGAACUAUUUGUUUGUCAAUCUUGAAUAAGAUUAUCAGAAGGAAGAGUAGAGCAAUUUUUCUCUAAAGGAGCAAAAUUCGAGUUCUUGUGUGGCCUGAUUCUGCUGGUAUAUGGGAAUGCUUGGUACUUCUCUGCUGAAUUUUAUUCAAAAGUUUCAAUCUUGGAUGUCUUGGAGUUACAUCGAUACAAGUACCAUAUUGUGCGGAUAUGAGAUGAUGGAUAACAGCAGCCUUUGUUCCAAGUGUGCACGAAAUGUGUUGAGUUUGUACCCCAAGUACCAGUGUCGAGUCUGUGGGAGUCUGUUGUGUGAUAACUGUAGUGACGGCCUUACCUCUUUGGAUGGAGUUGUAUCGACCGAUCAUUUGAAGGACACUGCAGAGGAAGUGAUUUAUACUAUGUCGUGCAAGAUUUGUUCUGAACUUAGCCCCCCCAAUAAAAGUGGUAGACGAUGCAGUGGCAAAGUCUAUCCUUCUGAGUCUCCGAGACAAAGCCAAGAACCCCCAUCACCAAGUUUUAGUGGUGAGGGAAGUGAUGGUCAUUCCCCUAUUGCUCUAGCUAGGAGUAGCGAUGAGUCUUUCCCCAACGAUCUAUCUCCAGUGCCGGCUCAUUGCUCAAGCAGGAGCUAUGAUGAUGAGGGCGAGCAGUCGAUGAGCCACUUCUUCAGCAUACCCAACGAAUACUUUCAUGAUGGUUCUGAUGUAGAUUCAAGUUGUGUUAGUGUUAGACAUGAAUUUUAUAGUCCCAUGUCUUUAGGAUCAUGCCCUUCCGACAGCCCCUCCAGGCCGCAUACUACCUCUAGUGGAGUCGGGUGUCAUGUACAGCUAGAUCAAACAUCUCACGAUGACCAUGAGCAGGCUGUUUUAGAAAUGCCUGUGAAAGGGAUUUGGGACGCAGAAGAUGCCGAUGAACUGCCAAUUCUUCGGCAUGCUAGCGAAGAGCUGCCUCAGCCACUGGAUUUUGAAAACAAUGGUCUUAUUUGGCUUCCUCCUCCUCCCGAUGAUGCCAAUGACGAGGUGGAAAGCAACUUAUUUACUUAUGAUGAUGAGGACGAUGAAGUUGGGGAUUCGGGCGUUAUGUUUUUGCCUACCGCUACCAUAGAUACCAUGUUUUCAGCGAAGGAGAAGCAGUGUCACGACGACAAAGGACCUUGGAGAUCUGCAGUGCAGGGGCACUUUAGAGCUCUCGUAUCACAUCUUUUACAAGGGAAGGGUAUCGUCACUGAAAAGGAUAACGGUGCUGAUGAAUGGCUGGAAAUAGUAACCACUAUCGCGUGGCAGGCUGCGAAAUUCUUGAAGCCGGACACUAGUAGAGGAGGCAGCAUGGAUCCAUGUGACUAUCUAAAGGUCAAAUGUGUAGCUUCAGGAAGCCCUUGCCAGAGCAAAUUUAUCAGAGGAGUAGUUUGUACCAAGAAUAUAAAACACAAACGAAUGACGUCUCAAUACAAAAAUGCUCGACUGCUUCUCUUAGGAGGAGCUCUGGAGUACCAAAGAGUUCCCAAUCAGCUGGCAUCGUUCGAGACAUUACUGCAACAGGAGAACGAUCAUCUGAAGACGGUUGUUUCCAAGAUAGAGGCUCAUCGUCCAAAUGUUCUGCUAGUCGAGAAAAGUGUGUCUUCAAUUGCUCUCGAGCAUCUGCUAGCAAAAGAUAUCUCCUUAGUUCUGAAUGUUAAAAGACCUCUAUUGGAGAAGAUUGCUAGAUGUACUGGUGCUAGUAUAACUCCAUCGACUGAUCACAUACCCACAACGAGGUUGGGGCACUGCGAAAUCUUCCGUUUGGAAAAAGUUUCAGAAGAUCAUGAACCAGUCAAUCAAUUCAAUAGAAAACCAUCUAAAACAUUGAUGUUUUUCGAAGGUUGUCCAAGGCGCUUAGGCUGCACGGUUGUACUGCGGGGGUCUUCCCGAGAAGAGCUUAGGAAGCUGAAACAUGUGACUCAAUAUGCUGUCUUUGCAGCAUAUCAUUUGUCACUGGAGACUUCUUUUCUUGUAGACGAGGGCUCUAGUCUUCCUAAAGCGGUGACUAAAAUGCCUCUUGACAAGGCCGUUUCUGUGGCUCCUGAUUCUGCUGUGGCCACCACUUGCUCAGAAGAAAACAAGGCUUCUGAUACGGAUCUCACUUUGGAGCUAGGACUGCAGGAGUCGUUGUCUGAGCUUGGCGACACUGGUUAUGAUGAUGUUUCCAUCCCAGAUGAAUUUAGAUACAGAAAAGCACUAUCUGAGGCAUGCAAUGAGAAUCUAGCGUUAGAUGUAGCUCCCGAUGGCCUGACACCUGCAGAAGCUAUAGGUCAAGAAGAGGGCCAGUCGGGUGUUGUUGGACUAGCAACUCCUGUACAUGGCGAAGAUACUGAAGCAUCCGGUGAAUAUUUUUCAGCUAACGACAGUCACCACAGCAUACUAGUUUCCUUUUCCAGCCAUAAUAUGGCGAAUGGAACUGUAUGUGAACGGUCAAGGCUUGUUCGCUUGAAAUUCUAUGGCAACUCUGAUAAACCACUAGGGAGGUUUCUGAGGGACGAUUUGUUCGAUCAGUCAUUUCUAUGUCGAUCGUGCAAGGAAUCAGCUGAAGCCCAUGUUAUGUGUUACACACACCAGCAUGCGAAUCUUACGAUAAAUGUUAAACGCCUCCUAUCAGCUAAGCUCCCCGGGGAACAGGAUGGGAAGAUAUGGAUGUGGCAUAGAUGCCUCAGGUGUGAACGCAGUGAAGGAGUUCCACCAGCCACUCAACGAGUGGUUAUGUCCGGUGCUGCUUGGGGACUUUCGUUUGGGAAGUUUCUUGAACUUAGUUUUUCAAACCAUGCAACAGGGAACCGUGUUUCCACCUGUGGCCAUUCGCUGCAGAGAGACUGCCUCAGAUUUUAUGGUUUUGGCAAUAUGGUUGCUUUCUUCCGGUAUUCACCUAUCAACAUCCUCUCCGUUCGUCUGCCUCCUUCAACUCUUGAAUUUGGCGAUCCCGGUGAACAACCAUGGAUAAGAAAAGAAGCAUACGAGCUGUUGAGCAAAGCAAAGGCCUUGCACGCAGAGAUAUCACACGUUCUUGAUGAAUUCAAAAGUAAAUGUUUAUCUUCGAUGGAUGAAUUCUCUGAUGCAAACGAGCUGCACAACCAUGUCUUGGAGUUGAACAGCAUGCUUUGUGAAGAAAAAACUUCUUAUGAAGAUUUGCUCCAAUUCGCCGACAAACAAGUUCAAGAACAUAGUGAAACUGCAAUUGACAUACUUGAGAUAAACCGUAUGCGACAUUCUCUUCUGGUUGGUUCAAAAGUAUGGGAUCGACGCCUUUUUCUGCUAGACUCCCUCCUUAAGAGAGGUUCAAGCCCCAAGGCUGAAACGGAUGUUACAUCUCGUAUUGGAUUGAAAGAUUCUGAUUCAAGCAUGAAAGACAACAACAACAGCCUUGAUCUUGCUCCAGAAGAUGAUGCAUCUGUGCACCCAAAAACAGAAGAAUGUGCCAACGAUGAGGGGCUCGACUCUUCACAACUCGAAUCAGGUUUCAUGGAAAGUUAUCAAAGACUGCAGCGAAGCAGAGAAGAUUUAGGCCUCGAUGACAAGAAUGCUGCAAGUUCGACUACUUUAGAGCGUGCUCCAUCAGCUGGAUCAAUUCUUUCUGAUAAGAUAGAUUCCGCAUGGUCUGGUGCUGAUCUAGUGUCGAUGAAAUCUCAGUCGCUUGACAUGACGAACAUAGAUGCAUCGGAAAGUCCUUCAUUCGCUCAGGUUAAUCAGAAAGAGAAUCCGGUGUUCAGAAGACUGACAGGACCUACAAGAGUUCAUUCCUUUGAUUCUGCUCAACGGCUCCAAGAAAGGAUGCGCAGAGGUCUUCCCCCUUCCUCGAUGUACUUGUCGAACAUCCGAUCAUUUCAUGCUUCUGGCGACUACAGGCACAUGGUCAGGGAUCCUGUUGCGAAUGUGCAGAGGACUUACUCCCAAGUAUCAUUCCGCGAAGCUGAAAAGUUUAACCUUCCUUCGACCGUUUCUCCCUCCUUUAUAUCCUCCCUCUCUCUCGUUCCUGAAGGGGCGAGAUUGAUGGUUCAACAGAAUGGUAACGAGGAUGUUGUCGUGACUGUCUACGACAACGAGCCCACCAGCAUAAUAUCGUAUGCCCUUAGCUCGAAAGAGUACGAUGACUGGGUAGCUGGGAGGCUAACCGGGACUGAGAUAGGGUCGAACGUUAGGCUCCUCAACAAGGUGAGCUCACUAGCUUCCGAGCUCUCAACGUGGCAAUCUUUUGGCUCGUUGGAUUCAGACUACACGAACUUUGGAAAUUACAGCUCUGAUGAUGGUGUUUCUUCGGCCACAUCUGAUCAAGAUAAUUCCCCUCAUCUUCGGAUCACUUUUGAGGACGAAUCAUCCAAUGCUGGUGGAAAGGUGAAGUUUUCUGUCACUUCUUACUACGCGAAACAGUUUGAUGCACUCCGUAGGAAAUGCUGUCCGUGUGAAGUGGACUUUGUACGUUCCUUGAACCGCUGCAGAAGGUGGGGCGCGCAAGGAGGGAAGAGCAACGUCUACUUUGCAAAGUCGUUUGAUGACCGGUUCAUCAUCAAGCAAGUGACUAAAACCGAGUUGGAAUCUUUCGAAGAAUUCGCCCCACAGUAUUUCAAGUAUUUGAAAGAUGCUCUUACCUCAGGAAGCCCUACUUGCCUUGCCAAAGUCCUAGGCAUAUUUCAGGUUACUGUCAAGAAAGGUAGCAAAGAUGUGAAAAUGGAUUUGAUGGUAAUGGAGAAUCUCUUUUACAAGAGAAACAUCUCCAAAGUCUACGAUCUAAAGGGCUCUUCACGGUCGCGUUACAACUCAGACACAACCGGGGCUAACAAGGUGCUGUUGGACAUGAAUCUGUUGGAAACGCUUCGCACAAAUCCUAUAUUUCUCAGUGGCAAGGCGAAAAGGAGCUUGGAGAGGAGUGUGUGGAACGACACAUCCUUUUUAGCCUCUGUGGACGUGAUGGACUACUCGUUGCUGGUUGGGGUGGACGAGGAGAGGAAGGAGCUCGUGAUGGGGAUCAUCGAUUUCAUGAGGCAGUAUACAUGGGACAAGCAUUUGGAGACAUGGGUGAAGGCUUCAGGGAUACUAGGUGGUCCUAAAAAUGCAUCUCCAACAAUAAUUUCUCCAAAGCAAUACAAGAAAAGAUUUAGAAAGGCUAUGACUACCUAUUUCCUCACUGUUCCAGAUCAAUGGUCCCCUUAAAUCACCAUUCUUUCCUUCAAAACUCUCAUUCUCUCUUGUAUUUUUUUCAUAUAUUGAUUACUUUUUUAGGGGGAGAAUUCACCCCCAAGAGGUGUAUACCAAUGUAAAUUAAUAGGGAAAAAAGCUUCAUUCCAAUAUUUCUUGUUUUUAUUUGUUUUAUUAAAUGUAAAACAAUGAUUGAGAAUAAGAAACAUGGAAAAUUUGUGAUUUA
Messenger RNA from Salvia splendens (bonfire salvia), 6270 nucleotides. Its product is annotated as putative 1-phosphatidylinositol-3-phosphate 5-kinase FAB1C. The transcript has 13 exons. Lineage: Eukaryota; Viridiplantae; Streptophyta; Magnoliopsida; Lamiales; Lamiaceae. Gene Ontology annotation, cellular component: endosome membrane. Gene Ontology annotation, biological process: phosphatidylinositol phosphate biosynthetic process. Bases 1002 to 6059 code for a protein of 1685 amino acids. Gene Ontology annotation, molecular function: 1-phosphatidylinositol-3-phosphate 5-kinase activity; ATP binding. The record is from RefSeq and is a predicted model, not a curated record.